Messenger RNA from Cloeon dipterum, 318 nucleotides. RefSeq names its product vasotab-like. Gene Ontology annotation, molecular function: protein binding. Bases 1 to 318 code for a protein of 105 amino acids. The record is from RefSeq and is a predicted model, not a curated record. The transcript is spliced from 3 exons. Lineage: Eukaryota; Metazoa; Arthropoda; Insecta; Ephemeroptera; Baetidae.
AUGGCCGAUUGUCCGUCGGUCGGCUCCUGCAACCCGAGCCACAAGCCUCUCUGCGCCAGGAAUUCGCACGGCAGCGUCCGCUCCUUUUCCAACCCCUGUGUCAUGAAGGUGGUCAACUGCAAGGAUAAGACAGUGGCCCUAAUGAUUGCGGCGGUGUUUGGCGGCGAGUGCUCCACGGCGUGCACUUCUGAAUACAGGCCGGUCUGUGGCAGAGAUGAUGCUGGAGAGGUGAAAACCUUCGCCACCAAAUGCAAUUUGGACGCAACCAACUGCCAGCAGAAAACGACUUACGAGUACGUUCGCGACGGAGUCUGCUAA